AUGGCGGCAGACAUAGAAGCUGCGAAGAAAGCGGCAGCGAUAGAAGCAGUGCGCAAUCACUUCCCCGAGAACCCGCGCUUUGUCGGCAUUGGUUCAGGCACGACGAUUGUCUACGUGGUGGAAGCAAUCAAGAACAGCGGAAUCGAUGUUUCAAGAGUAGGCUUUGUGCCGACGGGGUACCAAUCCAAGCAGCUUAUUAUAAACGCUGGCCUUGUGCCCAUCGAGUUCGAUGCCUUACCCGACAGUGCUAUGCUCGACGUGGCGUUCGAUGGAGCCGAUGAAGUGGACGAAGAUCUCAAUUGCAUCAAAGGAGGAGGUGCAUGUCUAUACCAGGAGAAGCUCGUCGCGAUGCGUGCAAAAUCAUUCAUUUGCGUUGCAGUGGAGCCAAAAGCAGCCCGACAAGUCAUUCAACGACUGCGUAUGCUUGGGAGUCGAAGCCCGACCGGUGCCACCCCCGUGAUCCGGGAAGGUCAUAUGGCCAAGGCUGGUCCCAUCAAGACCGAUCAAGAUUUCUUCAUUGUCGAUGCACCAUUCCCUCAUCCUCUCUUGCUUUCGUCAGACUGCACACCAGAGAGGCUAGGAAAUGGCGAGCACGGCUAUUGGGAGGUUGAGCAACUCGCCAAAGCCAUCAAAGAGAUCAACGGCGUGCUGGCUGUUGGUCUUUUUUGCGGUCCGACAGGUCCCGAGGCCUUGGCAGCCCAGGUGAUAGGAGGACAAAGACCAGUCGCCUGCUACUUUGGCAUGGCUGAUGGCACUGUUGCUUUGCGCCGAGCUCGGGAGAAGCGACCGUCUAUUGUCGCCAAAUAUCCCCCAUUGAUACCCGUCCGUACAACCGAAGACUAG
Molecule: messenger RNA, 843 nt
Organism: Exophiala oligosperma
Lineage: Eukaryota; Fungi; Ascomycota; Eurotiomycetes; Chaetothyriales; Herpotrichiellaceae
Product: ribose 5-phosphate isomerase A
Exons: 2
Coding region: 1-843 (280 amino acids)
Biological process (GO): pentose-phosphate shunt, non-oxidative branch; D-ribose metabolic process
Cellular component (GO): intracellular membrane-bounded organelle
Molecular function (GO): ribose-5-phosphate isomerase activity
Source: RefSeq, a predicted model, not a curated record